AUGACUUUAAAACCCUUUACCUACCCAUUUCCAGAGACGAGAUUUCUUCAUGCAGGACCCAAUGUGUAUAAGUUCAAAAUCAGAUAUGGCAACAGCAUCAGAGGAGAAGAAAUAGAAAACAAGGAAGUCAUCAUCCAGGAGCUAGAGGAUUCUAUCCGUGCAAUCUUGGGGAACUUGGACAAUCUGCAGCCAUUUGUUACAGAACACUUCAUUGUAUUUCCUUAUAAAAGCACAUGGGAGAGAGUCUCCCACCUGAAAUUCAAACAUGAGGAUGUCAUCUUGAUUCCAUACCCAUUUGUUUUCACUCUAUACGUGGAGAUGAAACGGUUUCAUGAAAGCCUGUCAUGUGGGAAACCAGCAAAUGACAGUCCUCUUGGGUUGGCCCUAAUGGAGAAGAAAGCAGCAGAAGCUGUGAUGAAGAAACGAAAAUUCAUGGAAGAGCCCAGUCCCCCCAGCAGGCCAGGGCUGCGCAGGUCCAAGAUGAGGACUUCUAGCCAAUGCCCCAGCAAAAAGAAACCCCCGAAGAAAACCAAGAGGAACAAGGAAAGAGAAGCCCAGCAGGAAUGGAAGGAGACCUCAGUCUCUGAUACCACUGGUGUCCAGGAACAGGAUUUUAAGUGGGGACACAGCCUGCCAGGGCCAAUUGUCCCACCACUGCAGCAGAACAAGUUGCCUCAACCUAAAGAGGUAGAAACCAGUGGCUUCUUUGGGUUUCUCAGCACUCUCUUCCCGUUUCGGUAUUUCUUCAGGAAGAGCAGCCGUUAAGCCUUCCAGAUGCAGCACAGCGGUGGAAAGAGGGUCUUCUGCAGCAUUCCUCCUCCAGCUUCAUCCUCUUCUUUUUUGGUGUUUGUUUUGUUUUUAAGGCUGGUUGUGUAGCCCAGACUGGCCUGGAGCUGUCAACUCUCUGGCCUCAGCCUCCUGAGUGCUGGGAUUACAGGCUUGUAUCACCGUGCACAGCUUUC
This is a messenger RNA of Castor canadensis (American beaver), 962 nucleotides long. It is a transcript of the gene Majin, whose product is annotated as membrane anchored junction protein. Gene Ontology annotation, cellular component: nuclear inner membrane. Gene Ontology annotation, biological process: meiotic attachment of telomere to nuclear envelope; homologous chromosome pairing at meiosis. Gene Ontology annotation, molecular function: DNA binding. Lineage: Eukaryota; Metazoa; Chordata; Mammalia; Rodentia; Castoridae. The record is from RefSeq and is a predicted model, not a curated record.